UAAGGCGGUUGCAAAGAAAAAGCUUCGAAAAACGCAUCUGCCAUGGAGCGCUUUCGAGAGCAUCGAUCAAACACGAUUUACCACUGAUCGUCCUUUCUUUCCUGUGAUCCUGCUAGUACGGGUCAGAAAGCCUUGGUACCUGUCCUGUCUACGAGUCCUCGUCAUUCAAGGACCAUCUCAGGCGCAUGCAAUCUCCAUCCCUGCGAGUAUUUUUCUAGACAUCAAUCAUCUCGGCUGGGAAGGGGGCGGGAGAUCAGCACUUCUCUCCUCUUUGCAUUUUGCUUCCAGAUGCUGCCUGGUCUGUCCUAGAGACUGAAGGUAGAGAGAAUCGAAAUGGAUGCUAUCCAGGCUGUUGAGUUGCAAGUCGCAAAGGUGAACGAAGAGAUUGAUGCUCUUUCAACAGAGAUUAAGGAAGCAAAAGAGAAGAUUGGUCGUGCGGAAGCGGCUGGCAAUGAGAGUGAGGUGCAGCGUUGGGAGAAGGAAAAGGAUCAGUUGCGGGAUAAGGAGAAGCAGCUGCGCAAGGAAAAAGAGCAGCUGCGGGACGAAAAGGCCCGGCUGCUGUCUGCAGCAACCGCUGGGCCAAGUACCUCUGCAGACAUUUCAGUGCCUCCGCAAGCAUUGUCGGACUUCUGGGCGGCUCUGCCGCAUGCCGCUUGGUCCGAUGAUGGAAAGGUCUUGACACUUGCUAAGGGGACCAACUUUCUAGGGAAAGCGAAGCUCGGCAGCCAGUUGUACCUUCGAGCCUGCUAUCCAUCUUUACAGAGGGAAGUGUCAAGGCUGUUUGCGCAAGAAGAUAGCAAGGGGAAGAAAAAGAACGGGGCAGUGGCGAUCAUCGGCAACCCAGGAAUAGGGAAAUCUAUAUUUGGAUACCUGCUCCUGUACCAGUGGGCAACUGAAGACCCGCCACCGCCUGUCGUGGUUGUCAAGCGGGGAUUCUGUUCAAGGCCGACGCUGCUUACGAAAGACGGAUGCUUUCUGCUGGACGAGAAGUCCCUUGCAGAUCAGCUGAGCCGGCCCGAAGUGAGGUAUCUGGUAGACGGUCUCAACCCGAUGGACGUUGGCGACAUGCCAGACGGGGCACAGAUGGUCCUGGUUACAUCCCCGGAUCCACGAAUUUACAAGGAGCCCUGGAAAACGGGGGGUUAUCGGAUGCGCUACAUGGACGUGUGGACGUGGGAGGAACUGGAGAGUUGUCAAGCAGGCGUCUUCCCAGAUCUCGAUCCUGACGAGUCAAAGGUCCGGUACGACAGAUGGGGUGGCAUACCGCGGUUUGUUCUAGAGAAGGUGGACUCGGAUGCUCAGGCUCUCCUCGAGCAGGCCAUCUGCCGCACGUCUCUGAAGGUUCUCGUCGAGUCAGUCGGGUCAGAAGCGGCUCCCAAUGAAGCGAGCCAUAAAUUGCUCCAUCUUCGCGUCCGGGAAGACUUCGAGACGACCGUGAUGGAGAUGGCUUCGGUCUACGUGACCCAUAGGGUUGCGUAUCAACUUUGGAAGAAUGAGAAGGAAAACCUGAGAAUGUUCCUGAGCUCAUCAGAAGGGGAGGGCUCCGUCGGAGCUCUGAGGGGCAACCUGUGGGAGGGGUUCUGCCACGCCAGACUAAUCCAGGGCGGGCGAUUUAGGAUAAGGGAGCUGUCCGACCCGUUGUUGACCACCUCGAUCAAGAUUCUUAACCCUCCUCCUGGUGCAGCCCCCUUCAUCUUUGACAGUUGGCAAGAUAUUCAGGGCAAGCAAAACGGGCAGUAUUUGAGACCCCGGAGCAGGACAAACGAGUCUGUGGAUUCUGCAGUGCAGCCGAACGUCUUGUUCCAGAUAACGGUUAGCAAGAGGCACGACCUGAAAGGCGCUGGGUUGAAGAAGGCCAUCGAGUUCCUCCAGCAGAACGGGCCCGGGGCUGUUGAGCUUUGCUUUACCCUGCCCUCCGACUCCUUCAUGAAGUUCCAGGGAUCUGAAAUCAAGCAGUGUACUGGGAUUGCGGCAGUGAGGAACGCGGUUAAGCAGUUUGCACUUGAAGUCAGCUUUUGAGGAGCCGUGACGCGCCAUUCUUUCGCCUCGAGGGUGGUGCUCGGGACAUCUGGUUGCUGCACAAGGGCAACGUCAGAUGGAACAAAUCAAUGUGGACAUCUUGACUCAGCUCCUGUCUUUGAUACAGACUUAUUUACAACGUUUGUGGAUCCUCCGUGUGCACUAUUCCGGC
Molecule: messenger RNA, 2191 nt
Organism: Klebsormidium nitens
Lineage: Eukaryota; Viridiplantae; Streptophyta; Klebsormidiophyceae; Klebsormidiales; Klebsormidiaceae
Source: the annotation of a GenBank genome assembly